Delphinapterus leucas (beluga whale) is the source of this 4635-nucleotide messenger RNA. The record is from RefSeq and is a predicted model, not a curated record. Lineage: Eukaryota; Metazoa; Chordata; Mammalia; Artiodactyla; Monodontidae.
UCACAAGAAGCCACCUCCGGGGGUGCUGGUGACGUUGCAUGUAGCGCCCUGGGUUGGAGUCGUUCCACACGCAGCCCCUGUCUGGGUUAUCUGUGGGCCAGAGCUGGCAGGCAGCAAGCUGCCCAUUAGGGUGUGGCUUCCAGAGCUUGUUACAAGAAGCCAGCUGCUGGGGUGCCAGAGAAGCCUGCUGAAGGAUGAGUGCCCCCGGAUUCGUGCUGAAAGGGGGAGAGGAAGCACCGAGGAGCAAGAAAGAGAUGCCCCUUCCUCUGCUGUGCCUGCAUUGACCCUCCAGAGCCUCCCUUCGCAAAGCCUGAAACCACACCCACCGAUUAAGGAGAAAUGGUUAUGGGGGUCAGCUCAAGUGUUACAAAGGAGGGCAAAGUGUGGGUGCAGAAUUAAUUGAGAGGCAAUUAAUUCGUAACUGACACCUAUUUAUAAGUAAGUACCAGGCAGAAAUACUCAGUGUCCUCAGUCACAGAAACAUCAUCCAGUUUUACGGAGUAAUUCUUGAACCUCCCAACUAUGGUAUCGUCACAGAAUAUGCUUCUCUGGGGUCACUCUAUGAUUACAUUAACAGUAACAGAAGUGAAGAGAUGGACAUGGAUCACAUUAUGACCUGGGCCACUGAUGUAGCCAAAGGAAUGCACUAUUUACAUAUGGAGGCUCCUGUCAAGGUGAUUCACAGAGAUCUCAAGUCAAGAAAUGUUGUUAUUGCUGCUGAUGGGGUGUUGAAGAUCUGCGAUUUUGGUGCCUCUCGGUUCCACAACCACACAACGCACAUGUCCUUGGUUGGGACUUUCCCGUGGAUGGCUCCAGAAGUUAUCCAGAGUCUCCCUGUGUCUGAAACUUGUGACACAUAUUCCUAUGGUGUGGUUCUCUGGGAGAUGCUAACAAGGGAGGCCCCCUUUAAAGGUCUGGAAGGAUUACAAGUAGCUUGGCUUGUAGUGGAAAAAAACGAGAGAUUAACCAUUCCAAGCAGUUGCCCGAAGAGUUUUGCUGAACUGUUACAUCAGUGUUGGGAAGCUGAUGCCAAGAAACGGCCGUCUUUCAAGCAAAUCAUUUCAAUCCUGGAGUCCAUGUCGCACGACACGAACCUUCCUGACCAGUGUAACUCAUUCCUGCACAAUAAGGCAGAGUGGAGGUGUGAAAUUGAAGCAACUCUUGAGAGGCUGAAGAAACUAGAACGUGACCUCAGCUUUAAAGAGCAGGAGCUCAAAGAACGAGAAAGACGGCUAAAGAUGUGGGAGCAAAAGCUGACGGAACAGUCCAACACCCCGCUGCUGCCUUCCUUUGAGAUUGGUGCUUGGACAGAAGAGGACGUGUAUUUUUGGGUUCAGCAGCUCGUCAGAAAAGGUGACACUUCAGAGGAGAUGAGCAUAUACGCGAACUUGUUUAAGGAAAACAACAUUACAGGAAAGCGACUGCUUCUUCUCGAGGAGGAAGACUUGAAAGACAUGGGCAUCGUCUCCAAGGGGCAUAUCAUCCAUUUAAAGUCAGCCAUUGAGAAGUUAACCCACGAUUACCUAAACUUGUUUCACUUCCCACCACUCAUUAAGGACUCAGUAGGUGAACCUGAAGAAAAUGAGGAAAAAAUAGUGAACCUUGAACUUGUUUUUGGUUUUCACUUGAAACCAGGGACUGGCCUACAGGAUUGUAAGUGGAAAAUGUAUAUGGAAAUGGAUGGGGAUGAAAUUGCAAUAACCUACAUCAAAGAUGUGACAUUCAACACUAACCUACCUGAUGCAGAGAUUUUAAAGAUGACAAAGCCCCCGUUUGUAAUGGAGAAGUGGAUUAUAGGAAUAAUGGAAAAUCAGACUGUAGAAUGCACAGUCACAUAUGAGAGCGAUGUUAGAGCUCCAAAAAGCACUAAGCACGUCCAUUCAAUUCAGUGGAGUAGAACGAAACCUCAGGAUGAAGUGAAAGCUGUCCAGCUUGCCAUCCAGACGUUAUUCCCCAACUCAGAGGGCAACCGUGGAAGCAGGUCUGACUCAAGUGCUGAUUGCCAGUGGCUGGAUACUCUGAGGAUGCGGCAGAUUGCAUCCAACACCUCCUCACAGCGCUCCCAGAGCAACCGCGUCCUGGGGUCACAAUUCUUCCCCUAUCUCAAUGACCAGGACUCCUAUGCGGCUGCUGUGAGACGGACCCAGGUGCCCAUUAAGUACCAACAGAUAACACCUAUAAGCCAGUCCAGAAGCUCCUCUCCUACUCAGUAUGGACUGACCAAAGACUUCUUUUCUCUGCAUCUCAACUCCAGGGAUAGUGACUUUUCCAGUCUUAAUACUGACAGCUCUUUAGAGAGGGGUCGAUACUCAGAUAGAAGCAGGAACAAACACAACCAUGCUAGCCUAUCGCUCAAUUCUUCUCUCAGAGGAAGAUUCAGUGGAAAAAGUCAGCAUUCCACUCCUUCAAGAGAAAGAUACUCUGGCAAAUUCUGCAGGGUUUCUCAGUCAGCACUCAACACUCAUCAGUCACCCGCCUUUAAGAGAAGCCCAAAUGCCUCCCAUCAACCCAGGACCAUCCCAGGGAUGCCUUUGCGCACAGACACCGACUCACGAGCCAAUGAAGAGGAAAGCAAAGUCAGCGAAGGGGGAUGGACAAGGGUGGAACACCGGAGAAAACCCCACAGGCCCUCUCCUGCCAAGACCAACAGAGAAAGACCCAGAGGAAACUUCCGUGGAAGGAGAAACUUUUGAUGAAUUGAACUGGUUGAGCUUUUCCUAGCACAUUUUUUUUUUAAUGUAACGGAUUUUGCUAAUGUGCUGCCUUCCAAAAGAAUUAACAAAAAGACAACCUUUCCAUUUUUUGGAUUUGGGAAAUACCUUCUAAGUGAGACUAUAGCCAGAACAGGGCCAGAUGAUGGGUGUUGGUUGUCCAGUGCAAGUAACUAGACUUAAAUAUAACCAAACAUAUUUUAUUUCCCUGAAUUAACAUCUUUAGAGGAGGGAAUAUACCAUUUUAUUACCCUAGCCAUUGCUGUUCUAGUUAGCAGGGCCUAGACUAGGGUGAGGUUAAAUGGAAGAACUUAUCUUAAAUGGGGCACUCAUCUUGGGCGCAAAAUUUAAGGGAGGAAUCAAAAAGCUCAGUAAUCAAGAUAAAUAAUAUUCUAGUGUAAUAUUUAAAUAAAUGAAAAUUAAUGCGAAAUAACUGUGAUAAAGAAUCGAAAUUCUACAUAAAGACAGAGUAAGCAUUACUGAUUUUUCCUUUUGUCUAAGGCUCCCAUAUGGCUUGGCAAGGCACUGUUACUGAUCCUGUAUUUAGAAUUUUGAUAUUUUUUCAUCAUGUAAUUUUUGCAUUAAUUUUCUCUUUUAAAAAUAUUGCAUUAAAAUAUCAUUUAUCUCGAUUACUGAGGUGGUUUUUUUUUUAAUGCCCCCUUAAAUUUUGUGCCCAAGGCAAGUGCCUCACUUGCCUUACCCAAUCCCCACACUGCUGGUUAGUAUUUAUUUUAGUAAGAUAUUUGGGUUUUUAUCACGGUCAGAGCCGACUUGAUUUGACUUGUCAUUUUUAGGCAAUAAAAAAGGUUAUUGAACUUAAUGUUGAUUAUGAUGCCAUAUAUCAUACCUUAAGACUCACCAGAAACCAAAGAUCUCAAUUGCCUAGGAGAUUUGUGGUUAUUUCUUUCCCAAAGUUCCCAGGGACUGCCCUUGAAUAUCAUUUUCUAUAUUUUGCCAAAGGAGGAGCAAAGAGGGGAAAACAACGGUCCAUGAAGUCCUCUUGGGAUGUCAGCACUCUAAAAUCUAAAAGAAAACAGACACAGAACGGGAUGAUAACAUCACAAGCUAAAAGCCAGAGAAAUUUAAAAUUACCAACAGCCUGUUAGAGCAAGACAGUAAAUACCAUCCUUAUAGCAAGAAAGCUGUAAGCAGCUGGGGGUAAAGAGGCGAAUGGUACGGGUGGGCGGAAACUUCCUGCAGUUUAGGACAGGAAUUGUGGGAUCCAGCUUGGGAAAUUCAUAUUUUUACAAAUCAAAGGGUCAGGUGGCAACGAACAUAUUAUAUGUCAAAUGAAUAAGUGUUACUUUCAGUACCUUCUGAGAUUCUGUUCAACAUUCACUAACGCUGAAUAUCAAGUGUCCUUUGGCCUGGAUAGGAUUCUCAAUGCUCUGUAGAAAUCCACAUGACACACUGGCAAUUCUGGGGAUGGCAGGGGGCUUGGAGGGAGGUCUCUUUUAAUAGAAACCGGUCUUCAAGUACAUGCGUAUAUUCCCGGAGUAGCUGCCCUGUUCUAAUACAGUGCUUGGGGCCUGGGGGUGGAAACUGCAUUUGGGCAGCAUUAAAAUCUAGGUUAUAGGAAAUGACCUUUACUUGCGAGGGAAGCUGUGACCUAAACAUCAAUCCAACAACUCAGUUGUCUAACGCUUAUUGUUUGCCACCUGCAUUUACAAGCAAAAGCGAUGGGAAAUGGUGACAUCAGACACCGAGGUCCUCUUUUCCACCAUGGAUAACCAACUUCUCUAAGGUUUUAAGCUCCACUGUGAUCCUUUCUCACGAAGCUUGUAUCAACCACAGUCUGUUUUCAAUUAUUUUUUUCCCUUUGUCCUUUGUUCAUGUUUAAUUUUUUUAAAAGUGAGCUAAUACAAAGUAUGCUAUCUUCAUAGCAUGCUGCUUCCAAAUAAACAAUAAAAUAUUUUCUUUGAUU